Messenger RNA from Hibiscus syriacus, 1433 nucleotides. RefSeq names its product protein S-acyltransferase 8-like. Gene Ontology annotation, biological process: peptidyl-L-cysteine S-palmitoylation; protein targeting to membrane. The transcript is spliced from 5 exons. Gene Ontology annotation, cellular component: Golgi apparatus; endoplasmic reticulum. NCBI's taxonomy places the organism in Eukaryota, Viridiplantae, Streptophyta, Magnoliopsida, Malvales, Malvaceae. Gene Ontology annotation, molecular function: protein-cysteine S-palmitoyltransferase activity. The record is from RefSeq and is a predicted model, not a curated record. Bases 141 to 1187 code for a protein of 348 amino acids.
UUCCAGCUCAUUUUGAACCCCAGAACCGCCUCUUUUUCUCUUCCUCUCAUUUACAAAAAGAAUUGGCCGAAACCAAGUUUCAAAUAUUCUUCUCUUUUGUCAUCCCAACUUGGUAACCCUUCAUCUCAACACAAUCCUUAAUGGCUAAGCGUCAGUAUGAAGUUUGGCAGGGCAAAAAUAAAUUUAUUUUCAAGGGAAGGUUGAUAUUUGGUCCAGAUGCUAAGUCACUGAUUGUCACCUUACUGCUCAUCAUUGUUCCCGUUAUUAUCUUCUGUACAAAUGUUGCAAGGAACCUCUUUGAUGAAACGUCAGGAAAUAUCGCUGGCUAUGCCAUUUUAAUGGUGACAGUAGUUUUCACAAUCUAUGUAUUAGUAUUGCUGCUUCUAACGUCGGCCAGAGACCCUGGAAUUGUUCCUCGCAAUUUACAUCCACCGACAGAAGAAAUAUGUUACGAUUCCUCAGCUUCGAUUGAUAUUGGGAGACAAACACCAACCCCACGACUGCCACCCACAAAAGAAGUCAUUGUCAAUGGUGUGCCUGUUCGGGUGAAGUAUUGUAUCACAUGUCAGUUGUAUCGUCCACCUCGUUGCUCACAUUGCUCUGUAUGUGAUAACUGCGUGGAGCGAUUUGAUCACCAUUGUCCUUGGGUAGGCCAGUGCAUUGGAUUGCGCAACUACCGCUCUUUCUUUCUGUUCAUUUCAUCAUCGACCAUCCUCUGCAUCUUCAUCUUUGCAAUGUCUGCCUUGAACAUAAAAUUCCUUACCGAUGACUAUGGAACGGUGUGGAAAGCAAUAAAAGAGUCCCCGCUUUCACUGGUACUAAUGGUUUAUUGCUUCAUUUUCCUUUGGUUUGUUGGAGGACUUACCUGCUUCCACUUGUAUCUUAUUGGCACGAACCAGACCACGUGUGAGACAUUUCGGAUUCGGUACCAAGGACAAGGACUGGCAAGGCCCCGAGUAUACGACCGUGGCUGCUUCAACAACUUUCGACAAGUAUUCUGCUCCAAGAUAAAGCCUUCGAGAAACAACUUUCAUGCUUAUGUACAAGAAAACGAAACAGGGUUUGGCCGGGCCAUGAACUCGGGAGGUGAUUUAGAGGGAAACCGACGAGAAAAAGUAGAAGAUGACCGAGAAAUAGGCGGUGACCUUCUCAAGAUAUCCCAACGCCGUGAAGCUGAAGAUGUUUAAGAGCAACCUCAAGCAGCAGCAGCAGCAACAGCACAACUAAAUCCCUUCCAAGGCUAGCUCAGUUCCUUUGGGAUAUGACAAAAUAAAAAAACAAAAAAGGGUGGCUAACUUAUCUUUGCCUACAAAUCCUAAGGGCAUUGGUAGCAAAAGAAUUUUGAAAGGUACAGCAUCAUAGAUUAGCAGUAGCACUAGCACUGAUUGUUUCAUCACAGAUCAUAUACUUGCAGUGCAAACCCAAUUUAGUGU